Molecule: messenger RNA, 3201 nt
Organism: Numida meleagris (helmeted guineafowl)
Lineage: Eukaryota; Metazoa; Chordata; Aves; Galliformes; Numididae
Gene: GSG1L
Product: GSG1 like
Exons: 7
Coding region: 112-984 (290 amino acids)
Cellular component (GO): plasma membrane
Source: RefSeq, a predicted model, not a curated record
AACUGGAUUCUGAAUCGUGAGAGGCUUUGAAACACCACCCCCGCCCCCCAAAUAAAACAAAAACCUUUGACUUCUUCUCUCGGCAGGAGGGGGAGGGAGGGCGGAUUUACCAUGAAGACAAAUCGAAGAUGCAGAGCCCUGCUAGCAGUGAGUCUGAAUCUGAUGGCUCUCCUCUUCUCUACAACAGCUUUUAUCACGACCCACUGGUGUGAGGGCACGCAGAGGGUCCCCAAGCCGAGCUGUGGGAAAGAGAAGAAGACAAACUGCCUCAACUACAGUGGGAAUGAGACUGCCAAUGAGACAAACCAGAAUGUGGUUCAUUACAGCUGGGAGACGGGAGAUGACCGCUUCCUUUUCAGGUAUUUCCACACUGGGAUCUGGUACUCCUGUGAGGAAAAUAUCAAUGCUGCUGGUGAAAAAUGUCGAAGUUUUAUUGACCUUGCUCCGGCUUCUGAAAAAGGUGUCCUGUGGUUGUCAGUAGUAUCUGAGGUGUUAUACAUCAUGCUGUUAGUCGUCGGAUUCAGCCUUAUGUGCCUCGAGCUCUUUCAUUCAAGCAGUGUAAUAGAUGGGCUCAAGUUAAAUGCCUUUGCUGCUGUCUUCACUGUGCUUUCAGGUCUCUUGGGGAUGGUGGCACACAUGAUGUAUACUCAAGUGUUCCAAGUGACAGUGAGCCUUGGGCCAGAGGACUGGAGGCCACAUUCAUGGGACUAUGGAUGGUCCUUCUGUCUGGCGUGGGGUUCUUUCACCUGCUGCAUGGCGGCCUCCGUUACUACCUUGAACUCUUACACUAAGACUGUCAUUGAGUUCAGACACAAGCGCAAAAUCUUUGAGCAGGGCUUUCGAGAAGAACAGAACUUCCUAGACCAGGAAGCCAUCAAGUACUUCAGAGAAAGGACUGAGGAGGAGAGGGCUGAGGCUGGGGACCUGAGGUUACAGUGCCUCCAUAGCUGCUCCCCAAAUAGGCUUCACAACACCCAGCUCUAAAUGUCACUAGCACACAGAGGAACGGGAGUGACCAUAAUGCUCAGAAAAUACCCCCAUUUGCUACGUCAAGCUCUUCUAGCAACAUAUCAAGCAGCUCUUCACUUUCAUCAGAACCGACCUGCCAGAUCUCCAUGGUUCAGGAUCAAACCCAGCUGGACAUUGUUUCCAUCUCUAGGUUGGCCCCAGGAGAAUCACCAAGCCCUCAACCACUUAAGCAAAGAAAUAAAAACUUAGCAAUAUCAUGUUCCAGCCAACUCGGUACAAGGACUCCUCCAGCAUCUUGCCCAGCCAGCCCCAGGCUCAGUCUAACACCCAGCUCAGCCAAGCCUCAGCAAUACUCGGACUCCUCUCCAGCCAGUCCAGGGACCAAUGCUGCUUCCUUCUAUGCCUUCUGUCCUCAAACAGCACACAGCUUGGAAGCUUCAGCAUCAGAUUACACAUUGACCCCAACCAGGAAAAGCACAAGGCCUCCAACGACUCCUGAAGAUAGUUCCCAAUCUCCUGGCUCUUCUAAAACUGGAUUAAGAACUAUAGGAAAGGGGUUUCAAUCACAUCUGGAAGAUCCUGAUCAUGAAAGGUAAGUAUCCAGACUACACAAUUUAAGAUCUCAAAUGAUUAUCAAACAAUUUAAAUAUCUUUUAUAUUUACACGUUUCCAGUGUUUGUUUUCCUGUAAUUACCUUAUAUUUCCACUAUAUCCUGCAAAAAGACCAUAUUUUCCAUUCAUUUAUUUAGCUGUCUGGACGUGAAUGAAGAUCAUGCCCAGGCCAGGUUGCUACCCUCAGCUCUUUGCACAGGGCAGUUUAAAUUUGGUCUCCCUUUCAAAUGAGAAACCAUCUCUCCCCACACUAUUAACAGCCACUUAGGAAGCAAAACCAUCAUGAUACAGCUCAGUGGCAGUGGUGUCAUUACAGUAGAGCCAUAGAAUCAUUAAGGUUGGAAAAGACUUCUCAGCUCGCCAAAUCAACCACAGCCCACCCCACUGUGCCCACUGACCACCUCCUCAGUGCCGCAUCCCCACAGUUCUGGAACACCUCCAGGGACGGUGACUCCCUCACUUCUCUGGGCAGCAGUGCCACUGUGUCACCACUGUUUCUUAGAAGAAACUGCCCCUAAUAUCCAACCUGAACCUCCCCUAGCGCAACGCGAGGCCAUUACCUCUCAUUCUGAAUUAUAUGAUCAGGCUCCCAAUCCCUGCAGCAGAGAAAAUACACUGUUCCUAUGAAGUUUGAGAAAUAAGGGUUGGAGAGGGCAUUCAGUCACAUGGCAGGUGCCUCCCCUUCCCAAACCUCAGGUUCCAUACUCUGGCCCCAUGCAAGUCAGACUGAUUUCACCCCCACUGAGCCGCUGAGUUCCACACUGUGUCCACCACUUCUCUUGGCAGGAGAUUUGUAACCACAGAGGAAUUCCAAGCCAUGGAGAAAGAACUAGAAGAUGUAAAAGAUGAACUGAAAUGCUUGAAGUGGAAAGUGAGACACAUUGGUGAGACUGUGCAGCCCCUGGCAGAAGACAGCAAGCGCUACAACGGCUACACCCUGACAGAGCUCAAGGCAAUGGUGCAGUCUGAGGAGGAUCCUUACAAAGCUGCACACAAAAUCCUGACUGCACUCUUCAGUGAUGUGUACUUGCUGCAGCACUCGGUCACUGAACAGGCAAGCAACGCCAGAUCUCUGCCCAAGCCCAAAAUAGACCCAGAGUUGUACACAGUGUAUUGUGACAUUCUGAAAAGCAUAUUCCCUGGAAUUAGCAGCCAGACCUUGAGGGAACAGACACAACACAUGCAGAAAAGCACCCAGAAAGAAGUGCACUAACAUCAGCAUCCACAAAACCUUCUGCAAAGCGAGAAGUCCCGUACUGCUUUUGAGCACUGGACAGUGGUGUGUACUGCUGGUUGAGUCUCUCCCUUCUAGGAAGAAAUCAUCUGUAACACCUUGGUGAGCUCUGAGCCCUUCACGUCACCUGAUGAGACAGGGUGGGAAAACGUUCUGCAUACUUACCACAUUUUAGAAAAAAAAUGCCCCCUUAGUGUCUCUUUCUAUACAUGGAUGUUUCCUUGUUUCCAGCAACUACAAAUGCUGCCAAAAUAAUUGAAACAAGGCAUCAUGUGCUCAAGCAAGGGCCUCCCCAACCCCAAACAGACCUACCAACCAACCAGCAUCUGGGUAGUUUCUAUUUUCUAGACUAUAUCAUUCAUUAAAUGACAUUACUUGUUAGAAAA